UUAACGAGUUGGCAAGUGGACCACGAGGGUGAAUAUACGGCACGGAGUGCGUCAACUGGGGUAGAGAUUUCUGGCUUGAUGUACCACGACAACCGGCACUUGUCUGUCUCUUCGUUCUGAUUUUAACACUGCUGAUUUUUGCUUUGAAGAAUACAUUAUGCCAUCUGUUACCGGACGUAUCGAAGAGGUAAAUAUGACAGAGAACACAGGAAAAUUACCUUGUCCUCAUCUGAGAGAGAAAAGCGAUGAAACACCACACAUAGAGGAAAAGAAGGAAAAAGAAAUCAAAGAGCAGGCCACUCAACUGGACGAAACAGGAACAAAGGAUGGUACAAUUGUACAAACUGGAACAGUCAACUUACACUUUCUGAUUCCUGGAUCAAGUGAACCAAUCACAGCCACAUUUUCCUUACAAGACAAUGUUCAAGACCUCAGACAAAUUGUUCUUGAUCGACCAGAGAGCUGUUAUAGGACUUGCUUCUCACUUCAAAUAGAUGGUGUACGACUAGAUGAUUUUGCUGAACUGAACAUGAUUGAAGGCCUAAAGGAUGAAGCUACAAUAAAGGUUGUAGAAGAACCAUAUUCUGUAAGAGAAGCCCGCAUACAUCUGCGACGAAUCAAAGAUCUCCUCAGCACCAAUUUUCAUGUCAAUGCCUAUUCUGCAAUAGACCAUCUUUCUUUAUCCUUCCUGUCUGCAGUAGCUGGUGUUGAUGUAGAAGAGGAAGUUUUACGUGUUAAGGGACAAAAUGUGGGUACUGUUUCUACAGAGGAAUGUCUACCUCCCACUCAUGUGUUUGCAUCAGAUGAAAUUCCUUGUCUAAUGGAACCUUUGUUCCCAUCCAAUGCAGAACCAAAGCUUCCACAAUGUUUGAAGCAGUUAUCUCCAAGUGCAUGGAACCCUCCUCCUGGGAAUAGACGACUUGCAGGGGACCUCCUAUAUAUUGAUGUGGUUACUUUAGAAGAUGUUCAAGUGAACAUUACUGCUUCCACAGGUGGAUUUUUUGUGAACAGAACACAUGAUGGAGUAUUUAAUACUCAACCUCAUAGUGAGCCAUGUCGUUCACAUACACUUGUAGGACUUUUAAACCAGUUAAGUCCUAUGUUUAGGAAGAACUUUGCCCUUUUGCAGAAGACAAGCUUAAAAAGACAUCCUCUUGAAGUCAUUCCAACUCCUUUUCAAGUGUUUCCUUGGGCUGUUCCUCAGACAGAACAUACCAGUGACACUCUUAGGGCAGAAGAUGCCGCUGCAGUUCGCAUUGGAUAUGAAGAACACAUGCCUGGACAGCUUCGUGACUGGAAUGAAGAACUCCAGUCUGCUAGGGAAUUGCCAAAGGAAACCAUGCAACAGCGUCUUCUAAGAGACAGGGCAAUUUUUAAGAUCACAAGUGAUUUUGUUUCUGCUGCAACCAGAGGUGCAAUGGCUGUUGUUGAUGGUAAUGUCAUGGCAAUAAACCCAGGAGAAGAUGAGAAGAAAAGGAUGUUCAUCUGGAACAACAUUUUCUUCAGUUAUGCAUUUGAUAGCAGAGACCAUUUUGAGGCUGUAGGAGGUGAUGAGGCUGCAUAUGCUGCUGCUGGAGGAGAUCUCAGAGGAGUUAUGGCAUAUAACAGAUUGGACACACAGGGUCUCUUCACUCUUAGCACAGUUAUAGUAGAUUACCGUGGCUACAGGGUCAUUGGUCAGUCCAUCAUCCCAGGAAUUCUCCAGCGUGAACAGGAGCAGUCAGUUAUUUAUGGUUCAGUGGACUCAGGGAAAAAUGUCUCAAGUCAUGGGAAGUUUUUGGAGCUGCUUCACAAUGCUGGCAAGUCUAUUCGGAUAAGACCUCACAAGGUUCUAAACUCAGAUGGUGAGGAGGUUGAACUUUGUUCUUCAGUGGAAUGUAAAGGCAUCAUAGGGUCUGAUGGGCGACAUUAUAUAUUGGAUCUGUUCAGAACUUUUCCACCAGAUGCUAACUUUUUGGGAGAGAGAAAACAAAGCUGUGAUAAUGAAGAUGAAAAAGGGAACAAGUUCAUGUUUCCUCGUCCAUAUAAGCACAAACUUUGUUGUUUGAGACCGGAGCUUAUUGAGGGAUUUGUUGCGUUGCGUUAUGUGCUUUUCCUGAAGUUGGUUGCCAUGCAUGUGUCAGCUGCUAAACAGAAGGAAAUGCAGAACAAGAAUGAUGAAAAACCUGUGGAUGAUGUAGAAGGUGAGAAGAUUGAGUGUCCAUACAAGAAUAAACAAAUCAGUGAAGGAAAUGUUGAGGGUGGAAGCAAAUUAGAAGACACUGUGAAAGAGGCAGAGGAGAGUACAUCUAUAUCAUCUGACAAUUCCACAGAUGCAGGUGACAUUUCAUCAGAUGCAAUUAAAUCAGCCUCCAAAGCUGUUGGUUCAAUUAGUGAAUCAGAGUUUGAUGUAAGAUUUAACCCUGACAUCUACGCACCUGGAAUAAAGCAUGCACCUUCUGAGGAGGCGGCAUUGUCAUGUGACAAGCUAUUAGUACAGGAUGCAUCUGACUUUUUAGCAGAAACAGUCAUUAUAAAAAUGGUGGAAGAUUUUAUAAGUUUAUCCCAGACACCACUUGAUGGCUCACAGUUAUCAGAGAUUAUGCACAGUAGGGGCAUAAACAUGAGGUACUUAGGUAAAGUUGCAUCGAUUUUGGCUCUGCGGGCAGAUCUUGAACAUGUAUAUAAAAUUGCAAUAAUGGAAAUGAUCACCAGGACUGUGAAGCAACUGUUUAAACUGCACAUGCAAAGUGCAAAUUUGAGGACACUUUCAGUUGCAGUUAGUCACUUUUUGAAUUGCUACCUGGGUGUAUAUCCCAAUCCUCAGCCUCAUCUCCCAGCUGAAGAGGUUAUAAACAAGAAGAAAAAGAGUAAAAGGAAACCACUGAAAACAUCAGUAAAUGGAGCAUCCACUGUAGCCUGGGCAACACUUACUCCAGAGGAACUUUGGAAAUCAAUAGUUGAUGACACAGAAAAGCAAUUUGGAUUUGAGCUUAAAUGCAAAAACAGUGAUGAAGUUCUCCUGUCAUACCGCAUACACAGAAUUUCCCUGCUGAGGUUACUCUGCUUAAAAACAGGUGUCCAGAUAUUAUUGCGAGAUUAUGAUUUUGAGAGCAGGAAACACCCAACUUUCACAGAGGAUGACAUAAUGAAUUUGUUUCCGAUAGUAAAACACACCAAUCCAAAGGCAUAUGAUGCAUCAGCAAUAUUUGAAGCAGCCCAAGGCCGCCUUCAAGGAGGUCUUCUUGGUGAAGCACAUGAACUCAUGGUAGAAGCUCUCAAUCUUUUCCAUCAAGUGUAUGGUCCAUUACAUGCUGAUAUUGCUACUUGCUACAGGGCAAUUGCAAGGCUUCAUUACUUGGCUGAAGAUGCUGUUCAGGCUGUCAGUUAUCAGAAGAAGGCUGUGAUAGUUUGUGAGAGAGUAUUUGGUGUGGAUCAUCCAGACACAGUUAUUGCCUAUGUCCACUUGGCUCUGUAUUGUCACAAUGCAGGACUGGCAUCAGUGGCAUUGAAGCUGAUGUAUCGUGCAAGACACCUGGCAGUGUUGGUGUAUGGAGAAGGACAUCCUGAUAUGGCUACCUUUGAUAGCAACAUUGGGCUCAUCCUACAUGGACAGCGGGAGUUCAAGAUAUCUGAAAAAUUUCUUGAGAAAGCUCUUGAUGUACAACUGAAGUACCAUGGCCCAGAAAGUGUUCAUACAGCAAUGAGCUAUCACCUGGUUGCAAGAGCAAAGGCCUGUGUGAAUGAUUACAGAGCAGCACUCACUGCAGAAAAGACUGCUUUUGCUAUUUACAACAGCAAGUUUGGUGAAGCAGACAGUCGCACUAAGGAGAGCUUGGAAUAUCUCAAGCACUGCACACAGCAGGCUGUUCUUAUACAGAAAAAGUUAAAUGAAAUCUCAGGAAGAGGAACAGCUAAAGAUGGAGAUAACAAAAGAUCUUCAGGGAUCCCUGUGUUGCCACCUGAUGAUGAAAACAUCUCACAGCUGAUGGGAAUAAUAUCUGGUCUCCAGGGGGUUCCUUCCUCUGGGACUUCUCCCAUAAAGGAUACAUCUGCAGAAGUGAAAAAAAUAGCCCAGAAUGACACAGCUCAGGAUGUGCUCAGUAGCAACCAAGCUGCAGUUUUGGAGAUGGAUUAAACAAGCACAUUUGUUUGUGUCUUGAUUUUAACUUAAUGCAAGCUAGAGUUUCACCCAUGUUUGCACCAAACGUGCAACAACUGCUUAAAGGCUCCCUGUUUUGUUACUGAAUUAUGUUGGACAUGUUUUUUAAAAUGCAUUUGUUGAUGGGAAAGUAGAAUUUUGUCAUUUACCAGUUAAUCAAUGAAGGUUUUGAAGGCAGUCCCAGUCCAAACAUAUUUAGACAGCCCUUGCUUGAACCUUUGAAAGUUCACAAUUUUAUGUGAAAUGAAAGGGUGCACUUGGUAAAGUGUUAUAUUACUGCAAUUAUUAUUUCUUUUGUAACUGAACAUGUCUAUUAGUUACAGAAUUAAGGGAAUUCUUAGUCCUUUAAUCAAUUUUUAUUGUUUCUGGAAAUGGUUGUCAAAAUAUUUGAUGACAGACAAUGGACACAUAUAGUUUUGAACUUGUUUGAUAGUGAAAUUUUCAACCUUGAACAAUGUGAUUGCUCUUUUUUUUUUUUGAUCAAUGUGGUCAGAACAUGAUCCAUUCCCUCUUGACAAUUAUUGAUGACACUUUCCAGUGUUCUAUUUAUUGUGGUUCAUCUCCUGAGCUUUCUUACACUUCAUGUUGCAGUGAAUUCACUUUCAUGUUCCAAAAAUUGUUUAUACACAGCCAAUAUUUGGUUUAACCUUCUAGCUCUCACGUCUGAUCAAUGUGUAACUUCUUGUUACAAUGUCAAUACAUCAUUCAGGGAGCAGAUGAUAAGAAUAGAAGAAAUCACCAUCAUUACUUGGGUAGUGGGAGUUCAAGCACUGACAAAUUCUCUCUGAAUUGUUGGUUAACUUCUUGUGCUGUGUAUAAAUGCCAGGAGCCACCUUUUCAGACUUUUAAUUGUUUUGUCAGCUCACACACUUUAACACUGUUUCAAAACUUUGCAACAAUUUGUUGCUCUUCUAAUAUGAUCCUUUGUUGUCACUGACUUGUGUAGUGUGAAUCAAGACUCUUUUAUAAUGAAGGUAACUAAGUGCUUAUUGUAAUGAUUAUAAAAUAAUUGGGUUUUAAAAUAUUUAUUUAAUGUUAAGAUCUUUUUGGUUGACUUCUUACUUGAAUUUGCUUGUUGAGUGGUUGUUGAUGUGGUCAGAAAGGUUCAGUUUGAAUGACUCGUCAUUACAAGCAUAUUUUACAAUGUGGAAAAGAUACAUCAACCAAUUUUGAUCCAAAUUGAAAACUCAUCUAACAACCAGAUUUAACAAUGAAUUAGAGUGCUUGACAGGGAAUAAAAAAACAAUUCUGUUUA
Messenger RNA from Pocillopora verrucosa, 5396 nucleotides. Lineage: Eukaryota; Metazoa; Cnidaria; Anthozoa; Scleractinia; Pocilloporidae. The record is from RefSeq and is a predicted model, not a curated record.